Molecule: messenger RNA, 8426 nt
Organism: Lymnaea stagnalis (great pond snail)
Lineage: Eukaryota; Metazoa; Mollusca; Gastropoda; Lymnaeidae
Source: the annotation of a GenBank genome assembly
AAAACUGUUGAUUACGUUAUGCGUCAGUCGUUUUGUUAUUUCAUCGCUGGUGUUGUUUAAUGGCGGCUUUCAUUACAUAAUACAUUUGUUGUUUUUUUAUAACCUGUUAAAACUGCUAUAGAUCCUCCUCAAUAGGAAUAUGCGUUAAGUCCGGUACUCUCUAAACCAGGCGUAUGUUCAGUACUCUCUAAACCAGGCGUAUGUUCAGUACUCUCUAAACCAGGCGACUGUGUUUCUGGACGAUUAUUUUCUUGUGUUUUUUUAUUUUUUUUUUAAACUUAACAUCUGGUUAGUUGUGACGUUAUAAGAGUUGCACCAGGAUCCAAACACUGAAGAUAACAAUUCAUUAUUUGAAGAUAAGUUCAUUUCACAGCUGCUAACAGGAAUUCCAGGCUCGGAUCACUGGAUAAUUUAUCGCACGGAUGUAAGUUGACAUUGUUAAAAAAAAAAAUUGGGGAAAUAAUUAACCUGUACAAAUGUUAAAAAUAAAAAAAUAAUCCAAUCCCCACACCGGCACGAGGUAAUGUUUGAUUCAGUGCCAUAUUUUCUUGUCCCUAUUUAUUGCCAGGAGUUUUUCAAGCGCAGAAAUGUGAAAGCAAACACACGUUUUAGUUAUCUAUUGUGAUAAGUUUUACCGUAAACAUCCCCACGUAUUCCAACCCCACGAUGAAUUGGCCCAAAAAUUGUGCAUCGAAAAAAAGCGAAAUAAGAAUUAAUUCAAAUAGCAAUAUGAACACAUCACUAGUUUUAACCCGCUAAACAAUAGUGGGGGGGGGGGGGAAGGGGGCCACAAUGCGUGAACUUUCCACCUACUUAAGUUACUUGAUAAAACGUGCAACAUAAUAAGAAUACCAAUCGGUGUAGCCCCCCCCCCCUUUUCCGCCCCCACGGGUAAGCCAACGCAUACUUUUUGUUUGUUUGCACGCCCCUGAACUCUAUAACUGUGCUAAUGUCCCCAUCCCUCUAUUUACAUACCUGAUUUGUAGCUUGAGACUAGUCUAUUUCCGUAAUGCAAAAGAAAAUGUUGCGCACCAAACUCUAUUUUAGGCCCGGUUAUCGGGAAUUUCAUUUUUGUGAAAGCGUUAGUGACAUCAUUAGUUGUUAAAUGGUUACGCAGAGAAACAUGUAUUUUUGUUAUAUAUGUGAUACAUAUUUCAGUCCGGUUGCUAGAAGCAGCUUAAACCUGCAAUGAAGUAGUAAGUCGUCAGAAACGAAUGACGUCAUUCGCUGACGUAUAUUUCGUUUGAUAAUAAAUGAAGGCCUGUGCACGAGGUCUGUGCGAAGGAUAUAGGGAAGGAAAGGUGUGUGGAAGCUUCAAAUAGAAAGACGGGGCAAUUAAAAAAAAGGGAACGUGUUUUGAAGAAACAGCGAGAAACAGAAAACAUUUCAAAAAGUCAAAUGCUUGUCAUUCGACGUUAAUGUCAUGUUUGUUUGUGAUUAACUAGAGCAGCGAACUUUUUAUUUCACCACUCCACACGCAUUGUUUUCACAAUUUAAAAAGUAAAGAUCUAUAAAUAGAGAUGAUAGUGAUUUGGUUUAAUCUGCUGGCUUACCAGCUUUCAGAUAAAAAAAAAAUAAACAUGUCCUUGUUGAUGUAUAACACAGUCCCUGGCACAGACAUUGAUAUUUGUGGAUAAUAUCUGAGGUAAUUUUACGUUGGCAAUAACAGAGAACAUUGCGAAGCUCUGAAAGCGAACUAGGGCUUUCGACGCUUCCAGACGGACUAAAAAACACCCACUUAGGAAGUCACAAUUUUUUUUUUAAAGUUUUUUUUAAAAAACAAAAUCUAUAAAUAGAUAAAGCCAUCCUCAGUAACAAAAUGAAUACAUUAUAACUAAAGUCGAUAAAUAGAUCUAUCAGUUUUUUAUUCACCUUCUUAGACUCUCAGUUCGUCUUUAUAUGAGAAAAUUGUUGUACAAAACGUUAAAGUAAGAGACAGGGACGAUAAAAGGGCAUCGUUUCGGCCAAACGCCUUCUUCUGCUUUAGCAGACAAGGCUGUCUUGUCAACUUAAAAGGAAAUAGUGAAACAAAAAACGUGGACUUUUGUCCGCUGAAGAAAGCUUUUGGCCGAAACGUUCCUCUUUUUAUCACGUUCCUCUUUGUAUCGUCCCGUUCUUUCAUUUCAAGUUUUAACAAACCUUUUCAACAACUUCCUUCAUACAGCUUGAAUGCAGUCCUUCCUUUAUUGUCUUGAUAUGAUUAGUUUAUCUUGAAGAAGCUUAUAGACUGAAUUUUUCGUUAAUUUAGCAGUCGUUCUUUAAUGGUGGUAUGGAAAUAAAUUUUUUCUAUCAAUCUUGGGAUUUGCAUUGUCGUAUGUGUAACUUUGUUCAGCAGCUGAAUGUAUGAACGCCGUUGUGAUAUCUGAGUACCCGUGUAGCAGGCGUGGAGAUUAAAGGUCAACCACUGAUAAGGGCAGACGUCCCAUGAGUCCGGGUCAUCAUGGUUGAAGGGUCGCCCAAGAGCCACCGUGUGUCUCUGGCCUACAUGGAGCUGGCGGAGUUGCCCGUCGACAUCAUUUCCCAGUACGGCAACACCAUCAUAGAGCUCGACCUCAGCCACAACAAAGUGUCGUAUCCUUCUGGUUAACCAUGACUUAAUCAUCCCGACCAUGAUCAUCGAUUAGCAUCACCUCACUAUAGUCCUGCCGUGACAUCCACACCCUAAUCAGUCUCACCAUCGCCUCAUUAUAAUCAUGCCUCAGACAUCCCCCCCAACCUAACCAGUCUCACUAUUGUCUCACUAUAAUCAUGUCUUGACCUCCCCCAUCCUACUCUGUCUCACUAUCUUCUUACCAUCGCUUCAUUAUAAUCAUGAAUGGGAUAGGUGAAAUUUAUAAAUGACUAGGCUACUUACAAUAAUUUUAUCUUUUUCAAAUAAACCUGAAAAAAAAUCCUUCCUAUUUUGAAACUUUUAACCCCUCGGGGAGACGUUCGAAGGAAGUAAUUGGAGGUUGGGGGGGGGGGAUUAUAUUACAAUAGAUAGGGGGGGGAUAAAAACAAUAUUUUAGAAUAUAUAAUGACAUGUAAUAAAUUGUAGGCCGGCUCUAACGUGUUCAACUCCUGGCUGCAUCCAUCCAUCCAAGGAAACACGAUUAAGGCAUUCUCAAAUAUUCCCAGUGAAAAGAUUAUUCUAGUUGCACCUCAGAUGGGGUACAUGAAAUCAGUGGAGUUAUUGGUAUGUAUGAUCAGAGGGGAUCAAAAAUAUAUUCCAUUGAAAACGAACAGACCUCCUCCAACCCAUCACCCAACCUCCCCAUUUCUAGAUUAUAAAUAUUUUUUUUUUUAUAUUUCCAUACGUUUUAGGUAAAUGAGUCUUAGGUGAUGAUAUAUAGCUAACCCUAUUUAAUCGGUUAAGCAAAUUCAAAUAAGACAGGGGGUGGCACUUAGUUCUGAGACACGAGUACCGAACUUUGGGCCCUAUAGGUCGGUCAUGUACCUUGGUUCCUCCUAGAAAGUAAAAUAUCCUCACCGGGUCUUACAGCCCAGGAAUACUAGGCGCUCUGAGUUCGUGGCUGAACUGCUUUCGCUUUACGAGCUUUUCAUCUCGAAACACAUGACCUUGACCACAGCAAGAGAUCUCCGCUUCCUCAUCAGCCUCCCUCGCCUCCAAAGUCUCGUGGUUGACCACAACAAAAUCUCGUCCCAUGUGAAGAUGCCGCUGUGCCGCCAGCUGCAGACUUUGUGGGUGAACCAUAACAACAUUCAAAACUUGGGUGAGUCUUCCUUUAACGCAUGUACGCCCUCUGUCUUAGAUAUGGGUGCCCUCUGUCUUAGACAUGGGCGCCCUCUGUCUUAUACAUGGGCGGCCUCUAUCUUAGACAUGUGCGGCCUCUAUCUUAGACAUGGGCGCCCUCUGUCUUAUACAUGGGCGGCCUCUGUCUUAAACAUGGGCGCCCUCUGUCUUAGACAUGGGCGCCCUCUGUCUUAGACAUGGGCGCCCUCUGUCUUAUACAUGGCCGCCCUCUGUCUUAAACAUGGGCGCCCUCUGUCUUACACAUGGGUGGCCUCUGUCUUAUACAUGGGCGGCCUCUGUCUUAUACAUGGGCGCCCUCUGUCUUAUACAUGGGUGGCCUCUGUCUUAUACUUGGGCGGCCUCUGUCUUAUACAUGGGCGCCCUCUGUCUUAUACAUGGGCGCCCUCUGUCGUAUACAUGGGCGGCCUCUGUCUUAUACAUGGGCGGCCUCUGUCUACUGUCGUAAACAUGGCCGCCCUCUGUCUUAGACAUGGGUGGCCUCUGUCUUAUACAUGGGCGGCCUCUGUCUUAUACAUGGGCGCCCUCUGUCUUAUACAUGGGCGGCCUCUGUCUUAUACAUGGGCGGCCUCUGUCUUAGACAUGGGCGCCCUCUGUCUUAGACAUGGGCGCCUUCUGUCUUAUACAUGGGCGGCCUCUGUCUUAUACAUGGGCGGCCUCUGUCUAAUACAUGGGCGCCCUCUGUCUUAUACAUAGGCGGCCUCUGUCUUAUACAUGGGCGCCCUCUGUCUUAUACAUGGGUGGCCUCUGUCUUAUACAUGGGCGGCCUCUGUCUUAUACAUGGGCGCCCUCUGUCUUAUACAUGGGCGCCCUCUGUCUUAUACAUGUACGCCCUCUGUCUUAUACAUGGGCGCCCUCUGUCUUAUACAUGGGUGGCCUCUGUCUUAUACUUGGGCGGCCUCUGUCUUAGACAUGGGCGCCCUCUGUCUUAUACAUGGGCGGCCUCUGUCUAAUACAUGGGCGCCCUCUGUCUUAUACAUAGGCGGCCUCUGUCUUAUACAUAGGCGCCCUCUGUCUUAUACAUGGGCGCCCUCUGUCUUAUACAUGGGUGGCCUCAGUCUAAUACAAAGGCGGCCACUGUAUAAUAUAUUAGUCUUUCUGCUCUGAUGACAUCCUGCUCCGAUAAUGAGAACGAUGAUCAAGUACUUUAUAUCGCUUGUGUCCAUGCUCUGAUGUCAUCCUGCUCUUUUUCUCGAGCGAGCUCUGUCGAAUUUGCAAUUUUCCACUUCGUGUCCCCUGUGAGGGUGUAACGGUGCGCACCCUUCGGUGACGCCUCUGAUUAAAUUAUCUUGGCGAUUUAAAUAUGGUCGCUAAAUCCGAGUGUCGGCGAUUCUUAGGAUAUUCUUUUAACUGAAAGUUUAGAUCAAUUGAUAAAUCCAUUUUCAGUUUAAGUUGCACAUGUGUUGAUUUGAACACCAUGAAUCCAAAGGUUAAGAAAUCGUACAGAAGAAAUUCUCCUGCACUUUAUCAUGCGCCAUGGGAAGUAGUCAAAGACGCCGCUGUCUUUCUUUACUCCAGGCAAAGAAAUGUAACCCAUGUUCCUAAAUGUAGUGCAUUAUGAACGAUGUUAAGUUUGCCGUAAACCAGAUAGUGGAACACAUGAGUGUCCGUGUGCCAAGACCCAGCCAAAGCGUACGUAAAGCCGUACGUGAGCGAUGCGGAAGUUAGCUACUACGCAAAUUAUUACAAACUGCUCAACACAAUCCUACUUGGCGGAAGCUGUUUGCAUCGAUGGAUCAAAUUAAUCAAUUUAUGACUGAAAUUAAUUCAAGUAAACAAAGCUUUUUUUUUAAACUAUUAAUUAAACGUUGAAUUACAAAUAAAACUUUACCCGUUUUGGGUUCUUCUGUAAGGAAGACACAAAAAUUAAAAUUAAAUUUCAGGACAGUUUUUUUUUUCAAAAAUCUGUAAGGAAGUUACCAUUCUUUUAAAAAUACUGUCCUGAAAUUAAAUUAUAAUUUUAAUCAUUUUUUUUUUAAAUUUUUUGGUAGGCCCUGUGGGGAGGGGGGUUGGAGGGAUAGAAGGUAAUACAGGGGGGGGGGCGCUAGGGAUGGGUCUAAUAUGCCCAGUUGGUGGUGACCGAAAAGUUUUUUGAGAACCACUGAUCUAACUAAACCGUCUAAAGAUUUGGAUCAGAUCUUUUCUUACCGUUCCGCAGGUCUUUUCAUCACGAGCCUGGCCAAAAAUUGUCCCAACAUCAGGAUCCUGUCUAUGAUGAACAACGAGGCGGCCCCGAGUUUCUUCAACGGUGGGAACUACCAGCAGUACUUGGAUUACAGGUCAGUGAGGGUUAAUCACAUUUCUUUAAACGGUGGGAACCACCAGCAGUACUUGGAUUACAGGUCAGUGAGGGUUAAUCACAUUUCUUUAAACGGUGGGAACUACCAGCAGUACUUGGAUUACAGGUCAGUGAGGGUUAAUCACAUCUCUUUAAACGGUGGGAACUACCAGCAGUACUUGGAUUACAGGUCAGUGAGGGUUAAUCACAUCUCUUUAAACGGUGGGAACUACCAGGAGUACUUGGAUUACAGGUCAGUGAGGGUUAAUCACAUCUCUUUAAACGGUGGGAACUACCAGGAGUACUUGGAUUACAGGUCAGUGAGGGUUAAUCACAUUUCUUUAAACACUGGGAACUACCAGGAGUACUUGGAUUACAGGUCAGUGAGGGUUAAUCACAUUUCUUUAAACGGUGGGAACUACCAGCAGUACGUGGAUUACAGGCACGCCAGGGUUGCAAAUCGCAUCUUGAUCCACCCAACGAAACCUAAUCAUCAUUACAGCUCAAGGAAAGGUCCCCAGAUGAAACUAGAUCAAAUUUCCCAAAAUAUAGCUAGAUCUAACGUCCCAAGAUGUUGCUAGACCAUAAGUCCCGGAAUCAAUGCCCGAGAAUGACCUGCGGCCCACAACGUAUUUUUGUGGGUUUUUCUUUUUUAAAUCUAGAUCAACGGUGGCCAAACCGCGGCUCGUGAGCCGCAUGCGGCUCUUCUGUGUUCACGUUGCGGCUCGCGAACAAUUUAUGAAAUUAAAACUUUUCGUUUGAAAUAUAUAAUAUAAAAAAAAAAUUAAUGAAAGUUUAAAAAAAAAAAAAAUCUUGACUGAAACCAAGGGUUGAAAAUACUUUGGGAUUGACUGUAACGCGUGUAUUUCUUCAACAUCCGGUUAGGGUUAAAUCAAUUGAAAGGUUAAAAUCAUCAAAUUCGAAUAAAAAGUCAUUUUUUUAAAAUAAAUCACAAAAGGAAAUUUUUUCAUGGCGAGUGGGAUCGUGACCCAUAGUGCUUCAAUGCGGCUCUCAACAAUUUCUUUUAUUUAAAAAAAUGGCUCUCAGUUACUACAGGUCUGGCCACCCCUGAACUAGAUCAAUGUUUCCCAAUGUGGGGGCCCACGACCCACAGGGGGAAAUUUGAUUGUUAAGGUUUUGGGGGGGGGGUAAUUUUUUUUUUUUUUUUUUUAAAUGCCAUCCACAAUUUGAAAACCAAUCGUCUACUACGAUCUAUCUUGUAUUUUAAAAGGAGAAUCACUUUAAAAAAAGCUUUCAUAGUGUUGAAAACAAUUUAAAUUUUGAACUCCGGUAUUAAAAAAUGAUGUUACAUAGGUUGGCAUACUAAUUUUUGAGAGAUUUAGCUUAGGAAAGGCACCAAAAAAAUUGGGGAAAACUGACCCAGAUCCUGUGUUAUGUGCAAAUCACAAUCAACAAAACUAUACUACCGGUACUGUAUCCCCAUUAGUAAUCAAUCUUUCAGACAUCGUGUUCGCCUGAGCUUCCGUUUUGAAACUUAUUUAUUUUUUACAUUGGCGGUUGGGGGAAAGUGUGUGUGUGGGGGGAGGGGUAUGUUAUCUCCCCCAUAUGCUUCCUGAUCUGCUAAAGUAAGCUACUCACUUUUAUAACUCACUGUUUUUUUUUUCCGCAUUCUCAUCAGGUACUUCGUCAUCAGCAGUCUACCCAAGCUCGAGGUCCUCGAUUACACGGCAGUGACCCCGGAGGAGAGGUCAGAGGCCAGGAGGUUGUACCCCGUGUCUAUAGUGCAGCCGGCCAAGUCGGGCAAGCGGAGGAAGAAGUCGAAGUCUUGACGUCACUGAACUCAUCCAAGCACCGACCUACGUCAUCGAUACAUUGAAUUCAAUUACUCACGCAUUCAAUACAUUUUAUUCGUUCAUUCACCGGCGACCUACGUCAUCGAUGCAUUGAAUUCAAUAUUUCAUUUCAUCAACACAUUUAAUGCAUUCUUUGACCUACGCCAUCAAUAUAUUAAACCCAUCAAUCAUCCAAAUCGUCUAUUUUAAGGCCAAAUGUAUAAAUUGGUUACCGGAAAUUUGAUCGAAAGAAAUUUCUUCGACGGCAAACUGAGCGACAAAAAUUUGAUCGAACGGAAAUUUGGUCGAAGCUUUUUCUUUUUUUUCCAGUUCACACGUUAAAAUUUUCGUCAACUUUCUUUUUGAACGCACUAUAACUCUAUAGUCAAACAAGGAUAAGACGUUCAAAAAGAAAUCUGAAGAAAAAAAUUUAACGUAAAAUCUGAAGAAGAAAAAAAGAUCCGACCAAAUUUCCGUUCGAUCAAAUUACCGUCCGAUCAUUUUACCGUCAACGAAAUUUCAUGCGAUCAAAUGUCCGAGUGCGGUAUAAAUGGCCCAUGCGUCAAGAACUACCAACAUGUGUCAUCAUGUAACACCGAUGAAG